AUGGUCAGAGGCAGAAAGAAGGUGUCAACAGCAUGGGCACACUUCCGCCCGAUUCAGAAGACCAAACGCUUCCAAUGCGUUCAUUGUAACGUUGAGGUAGUUGGACCAGGCUGCUCCAACUUGAAGAAACAUCUUCAGGCUCGUCACAAGGCCGCUUUUAGUCAGGUGGAUAGUCACGAUAGGAUAACAUACGAAAAAGGGCUAGGUCAGUUGUUUCCCACUCCUUCUACAAGCCCUGAUUCUUCCAUGGCUACUGAUUUUGGAGACGAAAACAUGGGGAUGCAGUUCAUGAAGCUCCUGAAUAAUGCACAGAUGUCUCAAAGUAAAACAAUGGAUGAACCGACCGAGGAAGAAGAAGCAAAUCAAGGUAGAAGUUCAAUGAACUUGAUGGAUUUGCUGGACAAUAACAAAGAUAGUGAUGUAACUAACAAUGUCAAGUAGGUUUUAAAUAGACUAUUUCAAAAAUUUUAAAUACAUAAUAUUGUUAGUUUUCCUUAUUUUUUUGAAUAGCUUAAACAAUUUGUUACCUAAAAAUGCAUUGUCUCUAAUUUUGUGGCAUUUCAGUGAUUUGGUAUCGUCAUGCAUAAUAUCUAACCUAACGGAACAAUGUGAAGCGUUGAAGAAGGUUCUGAGCGAGAAGGAUGAAGUUAUCGAACGUCUGAAAAUGGUCAAUGCUAAACUAAUAUUUGAACUACAGAAGGCUGUUCAAAAACUUUAG
Molecule: messenger RNA, 718 nt
Organism: Bursaphelenchus okinawaensis
Lineage: Eukaryota; Metazoa; Nematoda; Chromadorea; Rhabditida; Aphelenchoididae
Source: the annotation of a GenBank genome assembly